This is a messenger RNA of Pseudomyrmex gracilis, 1491 nucleotides long. RefSeq names its product piggyBac transposable element-derived protein 4-like. Lineage: Eukaryota; Metazoa; Arthropoda; Insecta; Hymenoptera; Formicidae. The record is from RefSeq and is a predicted model, not a curated record.
AUGUCACGUGCUUUUACUUCGGGCGAUGAUUCGAUCUCUAGUGAUUAUAUGGAGAGUGAAACAACGAAUUCAAACAGUGAUGAUAGCAGUAUUAUAAUGCAUCGAACAAAACGAUUGAGGAUUGAAAGUGAGUCUUCUACUUCAAAUUCAUCUUCAGAAACAGACGAAACAUCAACUUUCGCCAAUAUUCCUCCGACAAAAGUGUUUUUUAAAGCAACAAAUAAUUUUUUCGAGACUUCUGGACCUAGACGGGCGCCUCCUCCUGAUGCCACACCCAUAACCUAUUUCAAUUUAUUUUUUACUAUGUCAUUGCUCGAAACCAUCGUAAAGGAAACAAAUCAAAAUGCUACCCAGUUUUUGGCUUCACAUGCAGCUUCUGCAAAUUCUCGAGCAAAAAAGUGGACACCGACAACAGUACACGAAAUAAAAGCCUUUAUUGCAGUCUUAAUCGAAAUGGGGAUUACGAGAAGGCCAACAGUUUAUAGUUAUUGGAUAAAAAAUUCCCGAUAUAUACCAUGGUUUGGAAAAAUGUUUUCAAGGGAUAGAUUUCAGCUGAUUUUGAAGUUUUUUCACUUGGUUGACAAUAGGUUAUUAUUUGAACCAGGCCAUCCAAAUUAUGACCCAUGUGGCAGGUUUGAUGUGCUUGUCAAACACGCAAACACUGUAUUUCAGCGACAUUACAUACCGAACCAACAAUUGUCUAUCGAUGAGUCGUUAGUUGGUACUCACUGCCACUCUGCCAUAAAACAAUACAUCCCAAACAAGAAACAUCAUAAAUGGGGGAUCAAAUUUUGGAUGCUUUGCGAUUCGGUUUCUAAAUAUUGCUUGGGCUUUUUCUGCUACAAAGGAGCUAGCACAGACAACAGAGAUUCAGUAAAAAAAUAUGGUCUUGGAUUUGCAGUAGUGCAAAAAUUGCUUUCAAUUGGUAAUUAUCUAAACAAAGGUUACCAUUUGUUUACAGACAAUUUUUACACAAGCUUACGCCUGGCCAAAUCCCUUUUGAAACAGAAUACAUACCUAACUGGAACAAUAAGACGCAAUCGAAAAGAGAUUCCUCCAGAAGCUAAGAAAGCAACCGUAGGAGAAGCCAAAUACCUAGCACAUAAAGAUAUUUUGAUGUGUUCUUUCAGAGACAAAAAGUCCAAACCAAACCCAGUCAUAUUGAUCUCAUCCAAUGCAGAUACUGAGAAUGUGACGAUCAAGAAAAAGAAAGGGAAUUUUGAAUACGAAAAGGUGAAACCGAGCGUGAUUGAUGACUACAAUAAAUACAUGGGAGGUGUGGAUGAGUCGGACAAAAUGUUAUAUGUGUAUUUGGACGAGUGAAAAACCCUAAAAUAUUGGAAGAAAGUAAUAUUCAAUAUAUUUGGAAAAAUGGUGCUGAACUCUUAUAUUUUAUAUGUCUCAAACACUACUGAAAAACAAAUUACUCGGCUCCAAUUCACAUCGAAGAUUAUCGAAGAUAUCGAAAAGGAGUGGAUGAAUCAUAAAUAG